This is a messenger RNA of Oryza brachyantha (malo sina), 823 nucleotides long. RefSeq lists its product as uncharacterized. NCBI's taxonomy places the organism in Eukaryota, Viridiplantae, Streptophyta, Magnoliopsida, Poales, Poaceae. The record is from RefSeq and is a predicted model, not a curated record. Bases 131 to 658 code for a protein of 175 amino acids. The transcript has 2 exons.
CCAGCGCCCAACGCGCCCAGCUCGCAGCGAGAGCCGACAGCCACCGCACCACCGGAGCAAGGGAGCCGCAGCGUCUUUAAUUUCCGGCGCUUUUUUCCUUCCUUGCCGUUUUCUUUCGAACGAAGGGGAGAUGAGCAGCAGCAAGCUAGGCUGGGGAGAUCGGCCGGGGAUGUACGAGGAAGGGGACGACGACGAGCUGUUCGGGGCGUCGUCGUCGGUGUCCGGCGGCGAGUCGGACGAGGAGGGGGAGGGGGAGGACCAGUUCUCGGAGGGCGGCGCGGAGGCGUCGGCGGGGGCGGCGGACCAGAUGGAGCACCGACGGUUCGCGCCGCCGCCGCUGCGGAGGUUGAACUCGGACAGCAUCUACGACCUGUCGUCCAUGACGGCGCAGCUACCGGCCAAGAAAGGGCUGUCGAGGUACUACGAGGGGAAGUCCCAGUCGUUCGCGUGCAUGUCGGAGGUGAGGUGCCUGGAGGAUCUGCGCAAGAAGGAGAAGCCGUACAAGCAGAGGAUCAAGUCGUGCAGCAGCUACGCGGCGCUGGGAGGGAUCGCCAAGACGCAGUCGUCGAGUUCUUGCGCGAACCUGAGCAUGAUGGGCGCGAACGGCGGAUUCAGGGCUCCCCCGAUUCCUGUAAACAAGAACAGCUACCACCAGUAGUAGCGUAGGGAGCGGAGCGGAGCUGCGCUGUAGGAUGCUUAUUUUUGUUCUUGAGGUCUCUCUUCUGUAUUCUCCCCCUACAUCUUCCGUUUGGGGAUUUUCUUCGCAGGCGCAUUAGUCUGUGAAUGAGCUUAAUUACGAGGCGGCUCUCGUUUCGGUGUGAAA